Xenopus laevis (African clawed frog) is the source of this 864-nucleotide messenger RNA. Its product is annotated as serine/threonine-protein kinase mig-15-like. Lineage: Eukaryota; Metazoa; Chordata; Amphibia; Anura; Pipidae. The record is from RefSeq and is a predicted model, not a curated record. Bases 341 to 658 code for a protein of 105 amino acids. The transcript has 4 exons.
UUAUAAAAUAUUUUUUUGCUUGUUCCAUAGUUUGCAAUCGAUCUUGCUAUGCUGUAUGUUGUCAGUAAAUGCUCAGCACAGCAUCAGAGAGAAAGCUGAAAAAGUAGUAACUAUGCCAUGUCCCUGUGGUAGUCUUAUGGUGACACCAUAGGAUUGGCAGAACUAUGUUAAAUAGACAUUAGGCCCUAAUUAAAAAACAUUUGUUUUUGUUAUUUGGAACUAGGAAGAAGAAAAUAUACUUUCUGAACUUUAUGUCCAGCGAAGUGUUUCAUGCCAUAGGAGCUUCCCUGACUAUUAUGGGGCCUAUUAUGAAAGGAGUGAAGACUCACUUUGGAUUGCCAUGGAAUUCCUUUCUGGCGGCUCUGUAGCAGAUUUAAUUGAGACCAAGAAUUAUUCCUUGGGAGAGCACUGGAUAGCCUAUAUAUGCAAGGAAGUAUUACUGGGCUUGACUUACUUGCAGGAGAUGAAUGUGAUCCACCAUGACCUUAAGGGCCUCAAUAUAAUGCUAACAUCAAGCGCCCAAGUGAAGAUAAUUGAUUUUGGCCUUGCUACUGUGGGAUCCAAAAGUAACAGCACAGCAGGAACCAUCAAUUGGAUGGCACCCGAAGUCUUUGCCUGCAUUGAGGACAACACAGCACAAUAUGACUUUAAGGUAUGAUGAAUACAUAACUUGUCAUUUAUUUAGGUUUUUAGAGAAGGGUCUAUGUGACACGAGAAAGCAAAAUGCAUUCAUUGUGCAGGAAACAAGAUUUUUAACAAACAAAUUCAUGCCAAAUGUACAGGUAGGAGACUAUUAGGGGGUUAUUUAUCAAGGUCUGAAUUUAUCUCAAUAUCGGCUGCUACAAACUCUAAGCCGCUUGGGUU